GCCUCGAACGUUUUCUGUUUUGGUUAUCAGAAAACGUCGUCGUCGCCUAAUUAAAUCAAGGUUAGGAUCAAAGAAAAACAAAUAGGAAAAACCUCGACGAGUCAACUGAAGUUUUGGAGUUUAGCCGGGCGACCUGCUUGAGCCCAAUAAUUUUUGAGGUAAAACCGAGUGCACUACGUGGAGGCAAGAUUACCCAGCGACGCAGACGACGAGUGGGACUGUCCGGCGGAUUGGCGGCUGGAGGAUACGGCGGUUACAACGGCAACAAGAUGCACCAGCAGCACGUGGACCUGCACGCUCCCGUGGACCUGAACAAGUCCCUGGACGAGAUGACGCCGGAGGAGCGCAUGCGAGCGGAGCACCAACUGUUGGUGGAGAAGCAUCGCGGCCACGAUGCCAUGCACUCCGAGAUGGUGAUCAUCCUGUUCGUCACCCUAGUCAUUGCCCAGAUCAUCCUGGUGGAGUGGAAGAAGCGGCACUACAGAUCGUACUCCUUCGUCACUCUGCUGGCCAUGUGGCUCAUCCCGCUGAUCAUCUCCUGCAGCUUCGGCUGGCUGCGCUUCAUUCUCAUCUGGCUGAUCUUCACCAGCAUCACGGCCCUGGUGAUGCGCCGGGCCAUCAGCAAGCCCAUCCAGGGCACAACGCCCAGGCUGGUCUACAAAUGGUUCUACUUCAUUUACAAGCUAAGCUAUGGCCUGGGCCUUGUGGGCUAUCUGGUCAUCAUGGCCGCCUUCCUGGGCAUGAACUACCUGUUCUUGCAGCUCCCAAACACCUGGAUGGACGUGGGUCUGAUGUUCUGCUUUUACGGCCUCUACAUCGGUGUGUUGGGGCGGGAUAUAUCUGAGAUAUGUUCGGAUAAGAUGGCGGCGGCCAUAGGCUACUACACACCUCAGGGCAUUCCCACCCGGCAUCUGGAUCAGAAUGUCUGCGCCGUUUGUGGCAACCAGCUGCUGGUCUCCGAGAAGGAAGAGGGCGUCAUCGAGAAUACAUACAAGCUGUCUUGCAAUCAUGUGUUCCACGAGUUCUGCAUACGUGGCUGGUGUAUUGUGGGCAAGAAGCAGACGUGUCCCUACUGCAAGGAGAAGGUCGAUCUCCAGAAGAUGUUCCGCAAUCCGUGGGAGAAGCCGCAUAUGUUGUAUGGACGCCUGCUGGACUGGAUCCGCUGGCUGGUGGCCUGGCAACCGCUCAUCUUCUUUAUAGUACAAGGGAUCAAUUGGAUGCUGGGACUGGAGUAGGUCCCGCUGCUGCAUCUGCUCCCGGUACUAGCUUUCCUCGGCGUCUAGUCAAGCACACACACUUCGGAUUAAGUCCUGCACAUGUAACCACACAGACAACACGACGACUUCAACAACGACAGACCAAUUGGAGGGGUGGCGAGACACCAGCACCAGCACCGUCGCCACUCAUUCCCCCGCUCCCCUCCAGAGCUCCUGAACGAUGAUGAGGAUUACAAUGACGAUGACACGGAUGAUCCAGCUUUAGACGAAGCCAUCCAUAUGCCAUUGCCAUCCAACCUGUUUCCGGGUUUCCAGUUCUGUGUGUGUUAAGCUUUUGGGGCACCCAACUUUUCCAUUGUUCAGUCUUUAAUCGAAACGUAAAUGCAAUUUUGGAUAUAUGUGUAUAUAUAUCUAUAUAUUAUACAUAGCUAUGUAUUUAUGUACAUAUGUGUGCCUGUGUGUAUGUCUCCUAGGUAUUAUUACCAGUUUUAUUUUCUUGAUUUUACUUAAUUGCACUGGAGCUGGUUAGGAUUAUACAUAUACCAAAAAGAAAUCCAUUGAUAAAUUA
Molecule: messenger RNA, 1785 nt
Organism: Drosophila subpulchrella
Lineage: Eukaryota; Metazoa; Arthropoda; Insecta; Diptera; Drosophilidae
Product: RING finger protein 121
Exons: 7
Coding region: 270-1235 (321 amino acids)
Cellular component (GO): Golgi membrane; endoplasmic reticulum membrane
Molecular function (GO): ubiquitin protein ligase activity; metal ion binding
Source: RefSeq, a predicted model, not a curated record